AUGGACUCAGUUGAGCAGGAGCCGGAAGCGGCUUAUAGCGGAGAGUUGGCGGCUGAGAGUUACCUGGACUUUGAAACAGAACUGCCCCUUGACUUUGACCCGACUUUCUAUGAGAGUAACUAUCAACAGCUUCUCAGGGAUCGUGAUGAGCUCCGUUUUCGAUACGAGCGUGAAAAGAAAGACAGAGAAUCUCUUGAGAUCAAGUUACAUCAAGAAUUUGACCAAAAGAUACAUUUUGAAGAAAACUUGUCGGAAGUUUCUAGAAACCUGGCGAGUUACGAGGAGGAGCUUCGGUCACUGCGCCUUGAAAAUAGCCACCUGAAAGCGCAGUUUAGCCAACUCAGGACGGCCAUCCAGACAAGAGUGAAUUUGGGGACCGCAGCAGCGACGCAAGGUGGAUCAGAAGGGGCAUCUUUGAGUACUAGCGGUGGCGUCUUUCUGUCCAGUUCCUCUGGUGAAGGUUCCUUCUCGGGGAGCACUGAGAUGUACAAGCAAGAAGUGGCCUUACUGGCCCACGAAAACGAGCUUUUUAAGCAAAUCAUCGAUGUAAUAGACAAACAGGACUACAGCAAAGCUAUACUUGAGGACAGAGUUUCUGAAAAUAACAACCAGAAGCUUAGGUUGUUUGAGGAGGAAGUAAUAAGGCUAGAAAGGGAAAAGUCGCUACUGGAAGAUCGUGUGAGGGAACUGGAAAGAUUCACUCAGGAACAGGAGCGUCGUCUAGAGGAAGCGAACAGCAAGGCCGAAAGUGAUCUAAGGGUUUGCAAGAGAGAGAGUAAGGUGUUAGAAAAUGAGCUUUACUCGAAGUCUGCUGUUCUGGAAGAUUACGAAUUUCAAAUGUCACAGAUGAAGCAGGCGUAUGAAGAAGAAAUUCAUCAGGUUGAGAUCAAGCUUGAAAUAGAGAUCAGCAACAAUAAACAACUUCAAGAACAAACUCAUCAAUUGGAGGAGAAUAUCCGAAAAAUCGAGGAAGAAAGAAAAGAAAUUCUCCUAAAAAUCGAAGAAGCGUAUAAAACGGAAAACGAUGUAAUUGAGGAAAGAACCACCCUUGAGGAAACGUACUCACGAGAUGUCAGUGAGUUGCGUAGAAAUAUUGAAGAGGAAAUCCAAAAGAAAGCUGAGUUGUCAAUGGAAAUAGAACGGCUAAUGGCAGAAUUAAUAGAAUCUGACAGACAAAGAAAGGAAAUGGAAGACAGAUUUUUUCGUGAAGCUCAAGAACUUAAACUUCAGUUUGAGAGGGAAAGAGAAGAAAUUAUCUCCUACGUAAAUGGAUCAGCAGUCAAUCAGUAUAUGAUUCCGUCAAACUUGAUGCAGCAAACGCACUCAUCAUCUCAACUUAUUUCCGGUGGACAGGGACAACUCUCAACACAAGAAGAUGGAAAACGGAAACUCGAAGAAGAAAUUCGGAAGAAAGAGAGGCUCGAGGAAGAAAACAAGAAACUCCUGUAUCAGAUUAACGAACUGCUUGAGCAAAACGUUUCUGAUGGAGGUUCCACAACUCGAGUAAAGGACAGCAUGACUGCAACGUCUCAGUCGACGGGUAGCAAGCAAAAUUUGAAAGAGCUGAUGUACGAAAUAAACGAACUGAGAGAAACCUGCCAAAUAUUGGAACGAGAAGCUAAGAAAAAGAAAGAAAUAGAAAAUAAAAACGUAGAACUGUCAGAGGAGAUCGAAGAGCUAACGUCCAAGAAAGAUGACAUGAUCCGUAAGCAGAGAGAAUUAGUAAAGGAGCUGGACAAUUCGUUGUCAUCCGUGCAGCAAGUGGAAGAUAAGAACAAACGACUGACAGAGGACGUAGAGAGUCUCUCAAGGAAAAUCAGGGAAAUGGAGGAAAAUUUCAGAAAUGAAAAGGAAGACUGGAUGAGAAAUUUCAGUAAGGACAAGACGUCUCAAAUUAACGACAUCUUGAGUGAAAAGGAAGCACUCGAGAAAAAGUACAACGAGCAGGUGAAAGUUAGCAGAAACAUGGAGGCCGAGAUCAAUUCCCUAGAGACGAGAAUUUAUGACUUGGAAAGGUUAAACGAACGUCUAGAGAGGAAGAAGAGUGAAAUAACGGCUCAGCUAACAGAGGAAAUCAAUUUUGAGAGGAACAGAGCUAAAACUGUUAAAGAGGAGCUUGAGAAGAGCGUUGAGGUAUUUAAGAAGCAGACGGAGCAACUGGAAAGCACUUUGUACGACAGGAAGAAGAAGUAUGACGAGGAGAUUAGGACCUUGGAAGAAGAGAAACAGCGAGUCCGAAACGAGUUUGACAACGAAAAGGAGAUAUACAGGCGGCGUUUUGAGGAGGAGAGAAAAACAAUGGAACGACGAAUAAAUGAAAUAGAGGAGAGAUUGAGGAAACAAAACACGUCCAGUAGCGAAUUUGUAUCAAAUCAGAUUGCUUUGACUUCUGACGAGUUUCCUGCGAGUAACACUAUUAAUCAACCAGGAGUAAGUACGGCUUCUCAGAAAACAAUAAUCGAGCUAAAGAGUAAGAUAGAUACUCUUAUAUCUGAGAAAAAAGAAUUGCAAGAGAAUCUUUAUGAUGCAGAGAGAAAGUACAGCCGAAAAUUUGAUGAUAUGGAGUACGAUAGUGAUCAGAAGAUUAAGAAAUUGAGAAGUGAGAUUGAGGAAGAGUAUAGACGAAAAAUAGAUGACUACGAAAGACAAAUCGACAACCUGAGGAAGACCGACUCGUGUCAAAGGGAUUCAAAAGAUAUAUAUCAAGAUGGAGUUGGAAGUAUGGCUGAACUGGUGAGAGAUCACAAAGAGCAGAUGGACGAGUUGAGAAGACAAAUCAAGCUUCAAUUGGAAGCGUUUGAAAGUGAGAAACAAACCCUUAAGAAGGAGCUGCAAAACACUACACGAAUAAAGGAUGGUGAGCACAGAUGUCUUCAAAACACCGUGCAAAAAUUGACUGAGGAAGUGAAGAAGCUGAGGCACGAAAAAGAGACCCUACUGAGCAAAAUUAGAAAGGGGAAAGGAAACAACAACAGCCGAAUCAAAGAACUGUCAGAGGCCGUGACGAAAGUUCGUGAAGAGUGCGAUAUAAGACUUCAAAAAGAGAGAGAAGGUACCCAGAAGUCCAUGAACGAGCUUAGAAGGAAGCUCUCUGUUUCUGAAAGCAAUAGACGAAGCCUCGAGGAAAAGCAUCGGAGAGACCUUCAUCAACUGGAGAUUAAAUUCGAAUAUAAGAAAUCAGAGUUGGAACAAGAUACGACGAGCAUAGAGAGUCAGUUAAGGGAAAGUCUCCAGCUGGAAUAUCGAGUUGCUCUCAACAAAGAAAGGGAGAAAUACGAGGAGACUUUGCGCGUAUUGAGAAAAGAGAUUACGUCUCUGCAGGAGCAGCGAAAGCAAAUUCAGCUUAAGCUUUCUGAUCAGGGAAUACAAAGCACCUAUAGCCUACUCCUCAACAAAGACUUUUCUGCGAAUAAGGAGUCUUUUCUCAAAACUGAGCUGGACAUGGAAAUGAGAGCCUCACGUGGAAAGAUGGAAGUCACAAUACAUGAUCUCGAGCGAGAGAUAGAAUUCUUGCGAAAAGAGAAAUAUGAUAUAAAAGCGAAUUACAAGCAAGAAAGAGCCCAAAUGCAAGAGGAGUUUGAUAGAGAAAGGGAUCGUCUGGAGGAGAAAUACAAAAGACAAAUUGAAGAUCUUAAAAGAAAACUACAGGCAACUGCUGCUCAGAUGAAAUCAACGACGCUAAUGGACUCAAAAUUGGUGAGUUAA
Pocillopora damicornis (cauliflower coral) is the source of this 3705-nucleotide messenger RNA. RefSeq lists its product as uncharacterized. The record is from RefSeq and is a predicted model, not a curated record. Gene Ontology annotation, molecular function: microfilament motor activity; actin filament binding. Lineage: Eukaryota; Metazoa; Cnidaria; Anthozoa; Scleractinia; Pocilloporidae. Gene Ontology annotation, cellular component: myosin filament; cytoplasm; myosin II complex.